AGACCGGUAGGACCCUAUCGCAUCAGCACCCUCGCAACUCACAACCAAUGCAAUAACGGACAAACCCUCUCUGCCUGCUUUACCGGAGAUAAAGACUGUCAUUGAAUAUCCUUCAAAAUCCACAAUUAUCACAGAGCCGUCUCCUCUACCCGACCACCUUCUUUUCUGAUAUCCCCCUCCAUUCGAGAGAGAACUCACAUCCAGCAUUCCUCGCUGCUUGGAUCUCCUCCGGAUACGCACCCCACCUCCGCACACUUUUCUCCCUAAAUCAGUAGCUCUAUUUUCGCUCGGGUUUACCAGCUUCCUACCGCACCCCCUCCACCUCUCACAUAGCCGGGGAUGAGAUAAGCCCCUUUCACCAAUCGUGUUGUCAUGAGCUCCCAUCCCUCCCCUCCCUCUCGCCCAGCCCCCAGUCCUCCCGCGAGGCUUGUCUAUCCCCAUGUUCAUGACCUUGUAGCUCGCACUGCUGGUCUUCGACCAGGCGAUCGUUCGGUACACAUUAUUAUACCCUUGUGGGAUUUUUUUUGUUUUGCUCAGGUUUGGCUGAUCGCGCCGCAGAUUAGGGCAUGGCUCGAGGUUGCCGUUCGAUCUUGGCACUGUGCUAGGGCUCAUCUGAAUUUUAAACGUCAAGAUGCAGCAUAUGUUGACUAUCUUCUUGCAUUCGAAAUUGUGGCCGACGUUAUCCCGAGGUGCCAGGAUUUUCCUACUUUCAAAUCCACGGCCGGUCUCCUUUACCAAGAUUUCGAAACAUUGAGAAAGGUGAUUUAAUUCCAAGCGGGCGUCCCCCCUUCUGACAACGCUAAAUUACUUUCCAUUACCCAGGAGUUGGUGCAAAAGAUUCCCGAGUUUGACAAAGUUAAAGAGGAGAUCAAGAAAAAUAACAAACUCUCCGGAGUUGCCAGUGCCCAAGCUCAACUGGAAGCAGAGGCGCAGUUGCGUGCAGCAGAGUCUUCGUCCGGCAGUGGCGGAAAUGCACCUGCCGGGUCGAAGAAGCCCGUAGUUAAACCCAAGCCUGGCAUUUUGUCCUCCAACCCAUCCCAAGGUAAUCAGCAAAGCUUCAAUUAAACAGGUUUCCCUUGGUUAUGCUGAUGGUAUUGUAGUACCACAAGGUACGGCUUCGUGCAGCGACAGCGAGGCCGGAGGUUCUAGCUCAAGAACUGGGGAAGCUGGUCCGGAUGACUUGGAUCUGGAGGCCCGAUUUAAGAAGCUCUCCAUGCCAUCUGGCCGGCCAACUGGGCUCUCUGGCCCCCAGCGUAAUAGACAGUCGGCAUCUGCAAACCUCCACGGUCCAAGGGAAACUCCCGCGACCCUGCCGCCACUGGAUGCCAAUGCGAUGCCCAAACUCCCGGCUCCAAUAUAUUCACCAGCAACCAGUUUCACGUCUCCCACCGGGAUACCACCACAUCGAAGUUCUUCUCGUCCCCCCCUACCUACCCGGAUCCCAACUGAGUCGGGGAGCGCUGGGCCACGGCCUGCGGCUCCCAAGGAAACUACGAUCUCAGUCAAUACACUCUGUAGCUACCUCCAGGAUCCAGAAGUAUCUGUACUACUGCUUGACGUCCGUCCCCGAAGUGAAUUUAUGGAUGGGCAUAUAUACACGCGGUCUAUAGUUUGCGUCGAGCCUAUAAUAUUACGUGAGGGGUAGGGUCUUCCCUUCGUGCACGUUCGCAGAUUUGCUGAAAUAUUUCAAUGAUAGGAUGUCUGGAGAUGACCUAGACGCUACGUUCGUCCUCGAGCCCGUCAAGGAACAGGACUUGUUCAGCAAAAGGCAUGAUUAUGAUUUCGUGGUUUACUAUGACCAGUCCACCUCAAGCAAUAGCUUCCUCAGUGGAUCAACGAACGAUCAGCAUCUUAUCACAUUACGGAGCCUACACUUAGCAAUGGAUGACUAUACCUUUGGAAAACGACUUAAAAAUCCCCCGCUUUUGCUAACCGGGGGGCUUGAAGCAUGGAUAAAUUUGGUUGGAAAGCAAGCAUUGAAAGUUAUCGAUCCCGAAGCACCCACAAUAAUUCAUUCAGAUGCGAGACACCCAGCCCCGCCUGGCAGAGAAUCUGGGUCACUGGAGCGACCACGCAGCCGACUGAGCACCGACGGGGGGAACCCAUCCCACAGAAGCUCAGUCCCGUCUCUAGCUCAGAGACGACAGGAUCGUGAUUUGCAAAAAAGAUCGUUAUUGCCUCCUCUGAAUAGGCAAACAUAUAAGAAGAGCGAGGAAUCUGCACACAUCUACGCAAUAGACAUCGAAGAGGAGAAAAGGUGGAUGGAGAGAUUACAGAAGGAGCGGGAACCUGUGACGAUGAGCGCUAUUUCAUCUGCGGAUGAAAUAGAUACAAAGAAGCGGAGAAGAGGCACAUCCAUCAUGGCGUCUAGUGAUGUACCACACGUGCGAACAGUGGAAGAAUUCGUAAGCUCUGGCCUUAUCCCUUCCACCCCAGUACGUGUUGCUGAAUUAAACUAGUUCCAACGUUACCCUGCAACUCCCCAUACUCAGCAAUCCAUGGUUUCCCCAGGUUUGUCCACCCCUCAGCACGAUCGCUUCCCGACAUCUUUAACCAGGAGGCCAACUAUCAUCGAUCAUCCCUUUCACGGAUUUACCGACGUUCGUAAUCCUGAAUUCAAUCCCCCGCCUUCCCCAGCCCGUCCCCCACCUGCCGUCCCUCGGAGAAGCUAUAGUGGUGUGUCUGAGCGCCUUGCCCCGGCCCUACCUCCGCCUCCACUGCCGGCUCCUGAAAGACCUCCUAAAAUUCCAGUGGCGACAAACAAGUCGCUACUCCCACCAUUCGCAGGCAUGGGCACAGUAAACAUUGGCACUACAGGGCUUAAGAAUUUGGGUAAUACGUGUUAUAUGAAUGCUGUUUUGCAAUGCAUGAGUGGGACUAUUCCGCUAUCGAGGUAUUUCUUGGACGGUAGUUAUAAGAGCCAUGUCAGUAAGGAUAAUCCCUUAGGGUCUCGUGGGGUUUUAGCCGAGGCAUUUGCAGCGAUUGUCAGACAUCUAUGGAGUGGUGAAUAUAGUUUCAUUUCACCUGUUACCAUAAAGGUAUGUUCAAAUCCCGGCAUUAACGAGAUGUUAAGGCUCAUUGUUUCGCAGGAUGUAGCUGGCCGCUUGAAUGAGAUGUUUCGCAACAACGAUCAGCAGGAUGCCCAGGAAUUUCUUGAAUUUCUUUUGGACGGAUUGCACGAGGAUCUCAAUCCCUACGCAAAUCGUGGGAAAUUUAGACCUCUCAAUGACGACGAGGAGCGCCGUCGGGAGAGGCUAUCAGUUCAACUAGCAUCUGUUAUUGAAUGGGAGCGAUAUACUCAUCACAAUUAUUCGGUCGUUGUGAAUUGGUUUCAGGGGCAAUUGAGUAGUAAGCUUUCAUGUUUGACAUGCGGCAGAACGUCGACAACCUAUUCUCCUUUCAUGUACCUUUCUCUGCCGAUACCUGCUAUGAAGAGCAAUAACUUCACGCUCCACGACUGCUUAGAAGAGUUUGUCAGUGAAGAAACGCUAGAAGGUGAUGACGCUUGGCAUUGCCCACAGUGCAAAAGGGCUCAGAAAGCGACAAAGAAGCUAACUAUUACUCGACUCCCACACAUCCUGAUCAUCCACCUCAAGCGCUUCACGAACAGAGGCCCGUGGAGAGACAAACUUAACACUUUUGUUGACAUUCCUCUCCACCAUUUGGACCUGACGAGAUAUAUGCCCCCACCCUUGGCCAGUGACGAGUUGCCACGGACGCUCCCCCCACCAACAGCCGAGACGACUCCACCUUUCUUCUACGAUUUGUAUGCUGUCUGUAAUCACUAUGGCACGAUAAAUGGAGGGCACUAUACUGCUGUGGUUCGAAGCUCGUACAAGAGCGGUUGGAAUUCAUUCGAUGAUAGUAAAGCAACCUUAAUAGAAGAGGAAAGAGUAGUGGUAAGCCUAAUUCACGACUCCUAGCUUAUAGGGAUCAUUAUUAACACUGACUAGACCCGAAACGCAUAUGUCCUGUUUUGGGUUCGUGGAAAUGUAAUGUGAAGGCAUCAUGUCCGUAUGCGAUAGCGAAAUAUACACGCUAUGCUCCUUACGGCGUCUAUUUUUGUAAAGCGCUAUCUUUUUGCUCUGCCAUUUUUUCCUUGUUUUUUCCUCAUUCCAGGGGCCAGAUACAUGGAUUUCUCUCACUUUUUCCUCUUUUUCUCACACUUUCUCGUGCUCCCGACCUAAGGAGCCAUUCAUUGUAUGUCUCUUGCCCGAUGUUUUUCUUUUUCCUUUUCAUUUCAGCAUUAUUACCAUACGCUUUGCUAACCUCCAUUUUCCCCGUUGGAGAUUCGGGAUUCGAGGCGCGGUCUUAUGUAUAUAGUAUCAUACGGUACAUCUGUUCACGAGAGGCGUGUGGAGGAGUGGUAGGCUCUUGGCUGUGGUGGAUUUGGCUUCAGUCCAUUUCAUGCAAAUCGUAAAUCGGAGAAUUACUUGCUGUAUCUGAUGGUAGAGCGUUGUGGGACUGUUUUUAUGUAUUUGCAGAGAAGGAACGAUUUAGCCUUAGGGUGAAUACCGCGAUACCGGCAAGUGAUUUUGAGCACGAUUCGGUCCUCAUUCACCGUGCGAGGGCGAUUAGUUGUGGCAGCAAUGGGUUUACUGUGGGUCUUGGCUGUAAUUGAGAAGCUGCGAUUCCUCUGAUGUCAAUAGGUGGAGAACAAGGUAUGGUUGAUGCAAUCCAAAACGUAUAAGCUAGCCAUUCCAGUUCCCGGCCACCCCCGGAUUCCCGCCAUUCAAAUACAACAAAGUCAAAUUCAUGAACUUCAUCCUUCUACAACAACAACGAGCAUGUAAAAUUACAUUGAAUGACUUAA
This is a messenger RNA of Tuber aestivum (summer truffle), 4813 nucleotides long. Lineage: Eukaryota; Fungi; Ascomycota; Pezizomycetes; Pezizales; Tuberaceae. The record is from the annotation of a GenBank genome assembly.